Neurospora hispaniola is the source of this 2478-nucleotide messenger RNA. Its product is annotated as multicopper oxidase-domain-containing protein. The coding region runs from base 386 to 2191 and encodes 601 amino acids. Gene Ontology annotation, molecular function: oxidoreductase activity; copper ion binding. The record is from RefSeq and is a predicted model, not a curated record. The transcript is spliced from 7 exons. Lineage: Eukaryota; Fungi; Ascomycota; Sordariomycetes; Sordariales; Sordariaceae.
CUUCACCAUCAGUCAUCCAACAUGCUUAUACAUGGACUGAAUACUGAGGAGAGUGGUGUAUACGACGGCAGCAAGAUAGACCAUCGCCAACAAGAGCAAACCAUCUUGAUGCUUGAGCUACCCACUUCCUUCACGUCGUGAAAUUGGCCAGUGUCACUGACCGCCACAUGGUGUUGUCGUGACACCAUGAAUGCACCAAGCCGUGAGCUGUAUCGCGAACCCACCUUGCCAUUUUCAAGCCAUUUCACUGUUUGGUAUAUGAUGUUCGACGCCCUCGAGAGCAGAAUGAUCGUAGUGCCUGUCAACUACAGCUCACCAGCCCAACUGCCCUGUUCUAGGUCUUUGUCAAUCGCCUUAUUGUGCCUCUCGGGAUUGCCUCAACACCAUGUUCAAACCUCUUGGCGGACUCCUAUGGAGUCUACUUCUGAGCAGUCUCGCCCAUGGUAGUCCACUAGCAGAGUCCCAACCACACGUCCUGGGGGCUAGGCAGUCAUGCAACACCGCCUCCAACAGACAAUGCUGGACGAGCUCCUUCAAUAUCACCACGGACUAUGAAGCACAUGUGCCCGAGACCGGUGUUACGAGACAAUAUACCUUGACCUUGACCGAACAAAGCACUUGGAGAGGGGGUGAUGGGCGGUUGAAGUACAGUGCAAUGCUUGUCAAUGGCCAAUUUCCAGGUCCAACCAUUAGCGCAAACUGGGGCGACCGACUCCAGAUCACCGUCAUCAACAAUAUGAGAUCCAACGGCACCUCGAUCCACUAUCACGGCCUUCGCAUGCUCAACGCCAACACUCAAGACGGUGUCAACGGGGUUACCGAAUGCCCCAUUCCUCCUGGAAGCAGAAAGACCUACACAUUCCUCGCCAACCAGUACGGCACAGCUUGGUACCAUUCUCACUUCCCGCUCCAGUACGGAAACGGUGUUCUUGGACCCAUCGUCAUCAAGGGACCCGCAUCCGCCGACUACGACACCGAUCUUGGACCACUCGUUCUCUCGGACUGGUACUAUGGUUCCGUUUUCGAGAUUGCCCACCGCGUCAACAAUCCCAGCAAUCCCUUCAUUCCCAACUUUCCCGGCUCCCCUCCUGCCAGCGACAAUGUUCUCUUCAAUGGCCGUAACAUCAACCCCGACGGCUCCGGUGGUACCUACACCCGCAAGACGCUGACCAAGGGCAAGAAACACCUCCUUCGACUCAUCAACACUUCCCUCCAAAACGCCUUCACCGUCAGUCUUGUAGGGCACACCUUCCAAGUUGUUGCCACCGACAUGGUCCCCAUCAAGCCCAUCACGCGCAACCAUCUCUUCCUCGGCAUUGGCCAGCGCUACGACGUCAUCAUCAAUGCCAACCAGCCGACUGCCAACUACUGGUUCAACGCGACCUUCUCCGCCCUACCCUGCGGCCAAUCCGACAACCCUUACCCAGCCGCCAUCUUCUCCUACUCCGGCGCCUCCUCCGCCUCCCUGCCCACACAACGCGGCGUCGCCCCUCCAGACUCCCGCUGCGCCGCACCCGAACGAGAUUACUCGCCUAUCAUCUCCCGUUCCGCGGACGUCAACUCCUUCGCCCCCACCACAUCCCACACCCUCAAUGUUGAUUUGACGAUAGACAACUCCCAAGCCCGCGUCUUCUGGCCCGUCAACAACUCGCCCCUGCGCGUCAACUGGCAGGAACCCACGCUGCGCUACGUAGCGAACAACACUCUCUCCUCUGUCCCGCGCUCUCGCAACUUGAUCCAAAUCCCCGGGUCUAAUACCUUGACGUACUUUUUGUUGCAAAAUAACUCGCCCAUCCCGCAUCCUAUCCACCUCCAUGGCCACGACGUCAUGAUCCUCGGUAGCUCCCCGCCCCUAGCCGAUCCGCUGGCGGAGACGCAGAUAAGGGAGUAUAACCCCAAUACGGAUAAGUCCACCUUGAAGGGAAACAAUCCCCCGAGGAGAGACACUACAAUGUUGCCGGCUUGGGGAUGGUUGCUGGUGGCUUGGAGGACGAACAAUCCUGGGGUGUGGCUGUUUCACUGUCAUGUGGGGUGGCAUGUUAGUCAGGGGCUGGGGGUGCAGGUGUUGGAGAGGCUGGAUGCUUUGAGGGAUGGGGGUGGGGGAAGUUUGGGGACGGUUGAACAGAAUUGUGGGAAUUGGGCGGGUUGGUACCCGGGAAGUACGUGGAAGCAGGAUGAUGCUGGGUUGUAGUCUUGAGGUCAAGAGAGGGGGUAAGAGAAGAGGUGGAGGGGAUAAGGGAAACAUUUGGAGGAUAUAAUGAGAAACUGGAGCGACUAGAGAGAGUACUCAGGGGCUUACUUUUCAUAUGGGUAUUGGUAAUCAGUUGUUAUCUUCGAGUGUCUUGUACGAGUUGGUGUCCCUGGCGAUUGGUGUGACAACCCUAACCCUGUCUUGAAGGAAGGCGUCGUUGACCACAGACAUGGAGGUGAUGAUAUGACACCUUCAGGGAUCAGAGGCAACCGACCAAUAGGCGCGAC